Messenger RNA from Striga asiatica, 1893 nucleotides. The record is from the annotation of a GenBank genome assembly. Lineage: Eukaryota; Viridiplantae; Streptophyta; Magnoliopsida; Lamiales; Orobanchaceae.
AUGACUUUGGGACGGCGCACAUUUUUCCCAUCAUCACUAUCAUCGUCCUCGCGGACUCGUCACAUCCACCUGCAACAACCACCACCACGGCAAAAGCCCAUACCAGUUUUCAAAUUCCCAAAGCUCCUCCACAAACGCUUAUACUCGUUUUCUCCGCAAGCCGAUUCAAAAUCCAGCUACCUCAACCGACGUAUUGACUCAUUCCUCUUCGGAAAUUUCCUGGAUACAAAAACCCUUCUCCCCACCCACGCAUUCAUCGUCGGCGCCACCGGCAACGCGCGCAACAAAUUCAUAGCCUCUUACGCCUCCGUCGGCCGCCCCUAUUGCUUCAGCAAGGUCUUCGACUCACUCCAUGUCAGGGACGCUUUCCUCUGGAACUCCAUCAUCAAAGCCCAGUUUUCCAACGGGGGCUAUGCUGGGACUGUCGAGCUUUUCUCCAGGAUUAAGCGCGCCGGGAAUUUGCCCGAUCAGUUUAGCUUCCCAAUGGUUGUCUCGGCCUGCGCCGAGCUCGGGUCCAUGGACACCGGCAUGGCCGUUCAUGGGUUGGUCUCUAAAGCGAACCUUUUUGUUGGGAACUCAGCCGGUGGGGCCUUGUUUGUGUACAUGUAUGCGAAAUGUGGGUCUGUAGAGAACGCCUCGUUAUUGUUCGACGAAAUUCCCCUGAAGGACGUGGUUGCUUGGACUGCGCUUGUGAUUGGUUACGUUCAGAAUGGCGAGAGCGAGAAGGGCUUGCUGUGUCUGAAAGAGAUGCAUAGGAUCGGUGGGGAUGACACCGAGAGGCUGAAUUCCCGGACUUUCGAAGGGGGUUUUCGAGCUUGUGCUGAAUCGAGUGACUUGACAGCUGGCAGUGCUGAGGAUGUGAAAGUUUCGUUUGAUGAGGUCGUGGAGAAGGAUCUUUACUCGUGGACCUCGAUUAUCGUCAACUAUGCCAGGCUUGGGCGAUUUUGUAAAUGUUUUGAAAUGUUUAAUAGGAUGCAGGCUGAUGGGGUCCACCCGGACGGGAUGGGAAAACGCUCCAUGGGUAUAUCUUGCGGAGCAAUUACGGUUUUAACCAGAUUGUUUGGCCUCGUGAAUAUUUCCGGGAAGAUCUUUUUUGCUGGUGGGCAUGAUCAAGAGAAAGAAUCUUGGAAUAUCAUGGUAGUUGGCUAUCAGAAAGCCGGAUUAGAGGUUGACUGCAUAAAUUUGUUCAAAGAAAUGCAGUUUCGGGGAAUAGAAUCAGAUUCGAGCAGCUUAAUGUCUCUGAUUUUCUCCUGUUCGAGAUUGGGAUCGAUUCCUUUUGGCCAAUCUGUGAAUUGUCAUAUCAUAAAGCAGCAGCGUUCGUUUGAGAACGUCUCAGUUGUAAAUUCACUUAUGAACAUGUACGUCGCUUACGCCGAGAACGGGAAAUUUUUCGAAGCUAUCACUUUUUUCGACAAAAUGAUUUCACAAGGAUUAAAGCCUAACUUAGUGACCGUUAUAACCUUGUUAUCCGCAUGUGCUCGGUUUGCCUCUCUAGUUGGCAUGUGCGAAAUGUGGAGAAAUCGACACGGCGAGAGAAAUUUACAACUCCAUGACCGAAAAAGAUGCCGUGUCUUGGAACGUGAUGAUUUUCGGUUAUGGGGCCCACUGGGAAGAAUAGAAUCAGUAAUCGAGAUUUUCCGGCAGAUGGAAGAAAACGGAACCGAGCCACCAAACAGGCUCUCUUUCCUCGCGGUUCUCUCAGCUUGCGCUCAUUCUGGAUUGGUCGAGGAAGGUAAGUCUCUGUUCGAUAGAAUGAUGAGAUAUUGUUCUCUUGUGCCCACGUUGAAGCACUAUGCUUGUAUGGUGGAUCUUUAUGAGAUAUUGUUCUCUUGUGCCCACGUUGAAGCAUUAUGCUUGUAUGGUGGAUCUUUAUGGACGAGCGGGCUGUCUUGA